Messenger RNA from Epithele typhae, 2175 nucleotides. RefSeq lists its product as uncharacterized. Lineage: Eukaryota; Fungi; Basidiomycota; Agaricomycetes; Polyporales; Epitheliaceae. The transcript is spliced from 12 exons. Gene Ontology annotation, biological process: mRNA splicing, via spliceosome. The coding region runs from base 1 to 2175 and encodes 724 amino acids. Gene Ontology annotation, molecular function: RNA binding. The record is from RefSeq and is a predicted model, not a curated record. Gene Ontology annotation, cellular component: nucleus.
AUGGCAUACAACCGCGAAUGGGACAAGGGCAAACAGCCCGACUACUCCGACUAUAGCUCCUGGCAGGCCGCCCCCCAAGCCAACCGCGCGCGCGAAGACGAUUACUACGGGGAUAACAAACGCAGGAAAUUCAACGACGGCGUACGCGCUCCUUGCAGCUUUGCGUGCUCUUCUGGGCUCCCUCUCAGGUGGCGGCGGAUACAACAAAAACGUCUCGUUCCAAGCGAUCCCAGUCCCCAUGUCAUCUUCUUGGGACUGGACACAGACUUCACAGAGUCCGACAUGCAAGCAUAUCUCACCAGCAACGGCUGUAGCAUCGAGUCGGUCACCAUCAUCCGAGACAGAACCACAGGUAUCUCUAAGGGAUUCGGGUUCGCUCAGUUCACGAGCACCGAACACGCCCGCGCGUUCGUCGACCCGUGCUUCCCCUUCAUCCAGAUCCCGCCACCUGCGUCCCACGGCGCCACGGCCACCACCGCGUUCUACCGCGCGCUCGAGGCGGGGAGCAGUGUACCUCCCAAUGGCCGGCGCGUCAAGAUCGACUAUUCUCAGAGCGCAGCCCCUGGUGAACGCCGGAAACCUAAUGGCCCGACCAACGAUGGUACGCGCGACAUUGGGAACACGCAAGCCGCGGUGUUGCUCUUCCGUGGGCUCGACCCACUGUCUGGGCCUCAAGCGAUCGCGCAAGCCAUGAAGACGAGCUCAGGGUUGGGAAAGGAGGGUGCCAAGGGAAUGCGGAGAAUUAUUCUCAUAAAGGACAAGGUGGCCACCACAAGUUGGGGCUUCGCAUUCGUCGAGUUCUUGGACGUCGAGUCGGCGUCCGCAGUACUCGCGGCAACCAUGUCGCACCAGCUUCACCCGAACGGCUUCAGGAUAUCCGAUAAGCCCGUCGCUGCUUCGUUUGCGCACCCGUACUCCUUCCAGCCAGUCCCUGAUCACUCUCUACGCGACGAUGCUACUAUGGCGUCGUCUGUAGCGCUUGGAGGCACAGAAGGAAUGUGGGUGAGAUAUUGGGACGAGUCGUCCACCGCUGCCACCCUGGAGUUCAAAGUGGAGGAGCCCGUGAAUACUUCGACUCCUGCUCCUGUCGUGAAGGAAAAGAAAGAGAAGAAAAAGAAAGGUAGCCACAUAUCCGGACCAAAUACCUCGCAGGUCCCUGUCGAGGCUUCUGCUCUCCCUGUCUCCGACAAGCCUGUAACUUUGAAUUUCAAAAGCGGCUUCACAAUGGGAAAAAUUGGAGGUGUCGGAGCAGCCAAGAAGGCACCUCUGUCUUCAGCGUUCUCCAUGGACGAUGGCGCGGAAGACGACGCAGACGCAACGGCUGAGACAUCUACGGCUGAGGAUCCGAAGGUUGCAGCCGCGAAGAAAGUGGCACCUUUGAUCGCUAGCAAGAAGACUGUGAAUAACAUCACCAAGUGGAACCAUGUCCAGGAGGUGUUGCACCAUGACGUGCCGCAAGAGAUACCUGCGGCUCAACCAUACGUACGCUCACAGCGUGUACAGGCAGAAACGUCCGCUCCCCCUGCCGCCACGCCAGCACCAGCGCCUGCGGUAGCAGUCAAGGAAGCCGUACUCCCUGUGGAGGUUGAGUUCGAAUUCUCCGACACGACGGCCAUGACGUGCUUGCUUUGCGCGCGGCAGUUCAAAGCGCUUGAUAAGCUUAAGAGGCAUAACAAGGAGUCAGACCUGCACAAGAAAAACUUCAAGGACGCUAACCUGCGAGACAUUGCACGAGAGAAGGUUCACGCCGCGAAAGCCAAGGCGGAGGCGCAGCAAGAAGCUCAGCAGCCGAAGUAUCGCGACCGUGCCUCCGAGCGUCGAGUCAUGCAUAACCAGCCUGAUAUCCCGCUGCCGAUACCCGCCGACCGCUCUGUGACGAAGCUGAAGCACUCUGAAGGCCCUCCCCCGCCAUCGCCUCCUCCUCCCCCCACUCUUAACCCUGGCCAGGACGAGAAGAACAUUGGCAAUAAGCUGUUGAAGAUGAUGGGGUGGAAGGAGGGCCAAGGUUUGGGUACUGAGGGAGACGGUCGUGUUGAUCCAAUCCAAACCGCUAUCUAUGCUGCGGGUGCUGGGCUGGGUGCAAGCAAGGCCAAGGAUAUCACCAAGUUUGCCAACGAUUACGCUGGCUAUGUCAAUUUGGCGAAGGAUUCAGCGCGUGAGCGAUAUGGUAGUUGA